This is a messenger RNA of Oreochromis aureus, 3544 nucleotides long. RefSeq names its product myelin-oligodendrocyte glycoprotein-like. Bases 236 to 748 code for a protein of 170 amino acids. Gene Ontology annotation, biological process: positive regulation of T cell proliferation; T cell costimulation; cell surface receptor signaling pathway. The record is from RefSeq and is a predicted model, not a curated record. NCBI's taxonomy places the organism in Eukaryota, Metazoa, Chordata, Actinopteri, Cichliformes, Cichlidae. The transcript has 5 exons. Gene Ontology annotation, cellular component: external side of plasma membrane.
GCAUCAUUACAGGCAGCCCACGAACACAGCUCGAGAUGGUUCCAGGAUGUGUGUGAAGAAAAAAAAAUCUCGGGUUUUCAAAGACUCUAAACUCUGGAGAAAUGAAGCUCUCAGUGGUUUCCUGCCACAGACAGACAGCAGAGGCCGAGAGGAACGUUUGAGUUGUGCGUCAGCAGCUGCAGACGAGCGUCCGAGUGUUUAACGGCAUCUGUGCUGGUGUCGACUUCACAGGAGGAUGAAGAUGCUGCUGCUGUUCCUGCUUCUCCUCAUCGACGUUUCCCAGCAUGCCUGUGGUGUGGAGGUGUAUGUUGGGGAUCCGUUCGUCCUGCUGCCCUGUAAUAGCCAAACAUCUGAACUGGACAACUCCACAGUGGUGUGGAGUCGCUCCGACCUCAGUCCUCCAACCGUCCACCAGCUUCAAGGAGACGAACUGAAAGAUCAAAACCAGCGUUACAGCGGCCGAACAUCCAUGAAGACUGACGCUCUGGAAACUGGAGACCUCAGCCUGAACCUGACCAACCUCCAACUGUCUGACAGCGCCACCUACACCUGCUCCAUCAGAAAACAUGGACAGGAACUGAGUCGGAGUGAUGUACAGCUACAGGUCAAAGAGCAGUGGUCAUACUGGGAGCCUCUCAUGUUUCUCCUGGUUCUGGUCCUUACAGUUUCCGGGGUUCUUUUAAUACAUUUUCGUCACUAUUUGAUAUCAGGCUGUGAAAGUGAAGACGGGGAUUCUGACGCCCUUUAAAGCACAGCUGACCUUCAUCAGGACAUCACAGAGGAGACGCUCAAACUACAAACACACAAUGAUCCACAGACACACACCUGCCUGAUAAACUGCUCUUAGUACAUCAUCACACACACAGGAUGUGAUUAUGCACAAAGUCUUCAAGCAACCAAUGAGAGCACAGGAUACGACUGACUGACCUCUGGUAGGAACCACAGAUGAGGACACAGGUACACACCUCACAGCAGCUGAAGCUUUCUGCCUCUCUGUAGACGGUGUUUGUUUACAUUGAAAGCAAAAAUCAGAUACUACAGAUGUCACGUGAAUUUAAAGGUUUUUCUGUGAGUGAACUGACUACAGCGGCUACAACGCCGUCCUUUGUUAACGUUGUUGGUCCAGAAACUUCCUGUUCACUCAGAACCUGAAAUAAAGAUGAACAUCAGAGCCUCUGGUUUUUAUCCCCCCUGACAUCAAACAGACACAAAACACUGAGUCACUAAGACGGAGUGUUUCAGAUCAGAUAUGUGGGGAAUGAUGAUAUGAUGGUGCGCGUCUCCUCUCAGGUGGAGGUGAGGUUAUUCCCACUGCUGUCCUCAGCCUGCAUUUCUAUGUCUGUAAAGAUUACGAGCUCUAUUAAACGAUAAACGUGCGCUUCUGCUUCUCUGUGAUCAGUUAAUAAUCAACUCAAACGCAGUAUCAACCAUAUUUUUUACCCUCGUGACAAAAAGUAACAACAAGUUUUAUUCUUUGCUAAUUAAUCACAGCUUUACUGUGUUAUGGUGUAAAAUAACCCCAAAGUCCAAAAACAAGCACAUCAUUUUAGAAUCACUCUCUCUUCAUUGAUGAUGCUGAGCUUUUAUACUCAUUACCAAAAACCUCAGAGAAAUUAAAGCCUGGAGCUUCAGUGGUUAAACAACAUUUAGUGUGUGUGAGUCUGAUGAGCAGCUCUGACAUGAACCAUGACUCCUCCAUGUCCAGCACUGUGGUGAAAGCUGUGGACUUUCAGUCAUUUAUCAGCUUCCUGUCACACACGAGGACUUCCUGUUAAGGACAAAAGUUCCUCUAUCAGCAGUUUGUGCAUCGUGACACUCCACCCAAGUGUUUCAGAUGGUGAUGAUUCUGGGUGCAUAACAUAACACAUAGGAUUGAAUAAAGACGCUGACACCCCACCUGUGCAGGCGUCCUUUGACUUAGUUUUAUUCAUUUAUCGUAUUUUAAUCACUUUGUGACUGUUUGUCUUGAAAUUUCAUUUCUUAUCAAGUGAUAAAGCUUUAUUGCAUUUAAUAAAAGCAUGUGACAAGUGAAAGGAUGGAGGAACAGAGCGAAGUGUUGCAGUCUGUUUACAUAUUUAGGGACAACUAUCAUGCCAAUGACAGAGUGUGUUUCUAAUUAAGCACGUUUAAUGGAAGAAAUGUCUUUAUUAAUAAUAGAUGACUGGAGAUGGUCCGUGCCUGUUUCACUGACUGUUACAAUCCCUGUUUUACUGUUUACAACAAUUCUGACGGCUAAAGAACCAAAUGGGACAAAAAAAAGAAGAAGUAAGUGUAUUCACAGCGUACAUUUAAGCUUCCCCUGUGUUUCAUUCGCAUGUGUCCCCAGCCCGUCGUGUCUCUCUCUUGUGCUCCCUCGUUUUUUUUAUUCUUAUGACUUGGCAGCAUGAAUUUAUUUUCCUGAAAGAAACAUAAACAAAUGCCAUGGCCGUGAAGUCUGUUAGUCAAUAAAGUAACCACAUGUGAUCGUGCUUUGCAGAAAAGGUACUCGCACUCAUCUAUCCAUACCAUGCAUGCCUAUGAUUACUUAACCCACCAGAGAUUUGCUUGAGUACAGCUGCAAGCUGUGACCUAAGGGGUUCAGCUGGACAUGAGCAAUAACUAAAUAACAAUUAAACCAUGCCAUUCUUAAAGAUGUGGGCCUAGGCACAAUUAAGUGGGAUUUGGGCAUGGAAUUUACAGUGUGUUUGCUACCUGUGCCCAAGCAGAGAUCCUCAAUGCUUCCUCAACAACAUUUUUAAGUAAUUUGCAUAUUUGUUGAAAAAAAAACUGUCUCAAAUUCUCCAAUUAAAAUAUAGAUACAAUUACACAUUUUCAAAAGCCUGACGUGUGCAUAUAAGAGAGGCUGUGUAUAAGGCUUUAAAAAUCUGUCACAAAGGUGACUUUGUGUCUGACCUUAUUGUGUAUCCAUCUGUAGACGUUUCCUUUUCAGGGGCACAAAGACUGUAUAGAAACAUGAUUUACUAAGGUCUGUGGGAGGGAAUUUAAUGCAUAUUAGGCUGAAUUUAGAGCCAAAAACAUGUGCCUUAUCUUUUUUCAGUGUAGAUGUAAGAUAUGCUGCUAGCAGGGCUCAGUUAUUUGGAAGGAGAGGGGAUGUUACCAAUACAAGCAAGUAUUUUCUUUUACUGGGAGCCAAGUUACUUGUGUCAUUUUUUUCCAGGUGUGUCCACACAGAGCAACAUUUUUUGUUUGUUUUAUGUCUAUCUGAUAUAGGAUCAUUUAACAAACCAAGCUGAAAUGUCUGUCAAAAUGAAGCCAUCCACUCUCUUAGCUAUCUAAACUAAGUUAGGCUGUUGUUGGAGCCAUUCAUUCAUUUUGAUCAUUUUUGAAAUGUAAUAAAAACUUCUUGCUGCUUUCAGGUAUUAAGCACUAUCCUUGGGUUCCAAACACCUGAUCAGAUAUAACUAAUGGUCUGUAAACAAACAAAAUAAUUAUUGAGGCAGUUCAAAUAAAUAAUUACUAAAGUUGAUUCUUUUUUUUUUAAAAUAAAAUAUGAAUAUUUACAGCAUAGCAGUAAAAAGGCAUAGUGUUGCUCACAGACACAAGG